GGUUCCGGCAAGCCAAGCCGAAGCCUGGAAGACAUUUUGUUCGUUCUGAAGGUUCGGCGUUGCUGUUUGCACGCAGUUUCUCUCACCCACCGCUCGUUUGCGAACAAGAAGUUGUGGGCUCCCCACAACCGUCUGUUGCCCGGACAGCCGCUCGGCUUCAAAUCAUCGAGGUUCCCCGCAUAUUUGAGUGGUUACCACCAUCAAAAUGGCUGGGCUUAAAAAGAUCAUCCUCAAGAAUUCUACUCAGAUGUCUUUGCAUGAACGCUUCACGUACCUGCGACAACCAUCACGUCAAGAGGGAACUGUUCAAACGGUGCGGGCCAACCUUGCUCUUCAGCAACAGGCAUCUGCACGGAACAGAAGACUUGCAGCUCAGAUGGAACGUCGCCCUGCAGUAAUGGCAGCCCUGAAGAUAAAGCAGAAAACCCUUCGUCAACGCCUUGGAGAUGGGCUCCGUCCGCGCAUUGGAGAUAGCCUGCGCCAACGCAUUGGUGUUGGGAGACUUAGUCUCAGUGACCGGCUAUCAGCCAGGCCCAUAGGGCACAUGCGCUCACAAUCAGUACCCCGCUCACCAAGAGCUCGCCUGAGUGUUGGUAUUCGAGGCAGAUUGUAUCGACCUCAAGCCCAAUUUCAACCUGCUCGUCAAAUGAGAGCACCGUCAGUUGGUCGCCAGCGUGGUACACUUUCUCGAAGUGCCAGCAUAAGCAAUUUAAGUCGGAGCCAGAGUACUGGUAAUCUGAAUACAGCUGGUCGUUUCCAAAACCAAAUCCAGAAUCGUACGUAUCAGAACACAAAUCGGUUCAAUGUGAGUCGGGGAAAUCAAUACAGGCCACAAAGAGGUAUGAGGGUGACAGGGGGCAGAGGUUUCAAUGUUCAGCGGCCCUUCAGAGGAGCCCGGGGUCAAGUACAAGGACAACAACGCAGAGGCCAAUUUAACAACUACCAGCAGCAACGAGGCGGACGUGGAAAUUACAGGCAGGGGAACCAGUCUACGCGAGGAGUCCAGGGCAUGCGAGGCCAGGGACGUGGGCGCGGCAGAGGCCAAGGGCGCGGACGGGGCCGUGGCCGUGGGGCUGCUCCCCCCAGCCGAGAGGAACUCGACAAGCAGUUGGAUCUCUACAUGGCAGGCACCAAGUCAACGCUGGAUAAGGAACUUGACAGUUACAUGAAUCAAGGGCAGUGAAUGCAAGCUGACUGAACUUACCACUUAAAAUAUGAUGUGUUGAGGGAGAGUUUUGUUUUACUAUUUUCUGACUUAUUGUAUCUUUUGAUGUUCUAAUUUAUUCACUGGAAGGAACUGCUGCUUAGGCUCUUCCAGUUUUAUCUGACUCCCUCUUAGUAUCUUAACUGUUGCCUGUCCUGUGUGUUAUAAUUAUUGGUUACCUUCAUUACUUGAAGUAAUGAGCUGAAACUAGAGCAGUUCUAAUAGUAACAUAAAUCAACUUGAAUUUACGGAAACUAAUGUAAUUGUAAUAUAUGUGACAUAAAUUUGUAUAUAGCUAUAAUUAACCUUACACUCUUGGUGUGAAUGUAGACUAAGUACAUUAUACUAGAAGCCAAAGUGAAAAUUCUGUUAAUUACUUCUAACCUUUGAACUCAUGGACUGUCUGAGUGUGAAAUCAAUGUUUUGUUGUGAACUGUCCUCAAUAGCAUUGCUAGUUGUCAACUUUGAGGCAGACUGAGAAGAUUGUCUCUCUCUCUCGCUUUUACUUUUAAUGUUUUUUUGUACUAUGCAGUGUUAGGAAAGCAAUAUGUUAUUGUGAAGAAUAGAGUGGAAUAAAUGUUCAAAAACAAA
Molecule: messenger RNA, 1795 nt
Organism: Thrips palmi
Lineage: Eukaryota; Metazoa; Arthropoda; Insecta; Thysanoptera; Thripidae
Product: chromatin target of PRMT1 protein-like
Exons: 7
Coding region: 206-1183 (325 amino acids)
Source: RefSeq, a predicted model, not a curated record